AUACAUUUCAAAUUUUAUAUUAUAUUAUUUUGCACCCACUGCCAUUCCAUUCAUUACCCAUUUUCAACCGUCAUGGAUUCAAGAGAGAGAGUUGCGCAAUUGUUGUACGCGAACGUGCAAAAUAAUGCAAACCCCAACCCCCCUGCUGUAACCGCUGCAUUGAACCAAGUUCAACCGUUAGCGCCACCUACUCUUACUCCUUUAGACCUUUUAACAGCAAAUAUUAUUAAUUAUCGCAAUUGGCAACAGUUUGACGGAAUGAAAGUGUACAAAUACGCAUGUAUGUUACGAGCUCAAAAUCAGAGACUUAGCUACCCUUUCCACACAAUUACUCAUAUUGCGGUACAGUUGUGGAACAAUUCCGAACCAGAUAACAUAAAACAAGUUUAUAGGGAUAUUGCUGAAGAAACAGCUCGUAUGUACGAAUUUCAUCAUAGACGAAUGAACAAUAAUUAAACAUUGUGCAACUCUUCGCAUUCUAAAUACUUUGACAUAAUACAACAACAUUCCUUGAACAGAACCUAAUUUUUUUUUAUAUAUACAGUCUAACCUCGAUAUACUGAUAUUCGAUAUACCGAUAUACUAUUAAAUUUUAUUUUCCCAUUCCCACUAUAUAUGAGAACAUAUAAAUAUCGG
This is a messenger RNA of Rhizophagus irregularis DAOM 181602=DAOM 197198, 636 nucleotides long. RefSeq lists its product as uncharacterized. The record is from RefSeq and is a predicted model, not a curated record. Lineage: Eukaryota; Fungi; Glomeromycota; Glomeromycetes; Glomerales; Glomeraceae.